Molecule: messenger RNA, 2713 nt
Organism: Pectinophora gossypiella (pink bollworm)
Lineage: Eukaryota; Metazoa; Arthropoda; Insecta; Lepidoptera; Gelechiidae
Exons: 16
Coding region: 1-2091 (696 amino acids)
Source: RefSeq, a predicted model, not a curated record
AUGCAGCACAUACGUGAACGUACAGUCAGCAUUAGUCCACAAACCCCUGAGAUUCUCGAAAUUGUUAAAGAUAGUACAUCUAGAGUGGACACAGUUUCCGAAGAUCACUUAGAAACUAAAAUACACCUAGAAUACUUUUGCUGUUGUGACUGUCACAAAGAAGAAGCUCUCAAAGAUGUAAUUGACGGAAACACACCAAGAUUUAUCGACCCGAAGAUUUUUGAAAUACGACUGACUCAAAAGGAAGAAGAAUUACGAGAACAGUUUAAGAUAACUUUACAGAAAGAAAUAGCCUAUUUGAGAGAGAGAUUUAAUUUUAUUCUGCAAAAUGAGCAAGUACGCACUUCGUAUAUGCUCCGCGAAGCUCAUCGAGAGAGGAAGGAGAAGGUAGCUGCACUACAGACGCAACUGGAAUGCAAGAAUAUGGCCGGACUGAUGUAUGUCAUGUGUUCAGAACGGAUGAAGAGCAAGAUGGAGAAGUUACAGAUUAUUGAAAAAUACACAAAUUAUAUUAACAUGCUGAACGAUAUACUAGUGGAAGGCCAAAAUUUGAUUCUCGAUCUCUCUCGUGGGUACAAAACUGCUGCAAGAAUCGAUUACGAAUGGAGAGAAAAAAUGAAAAAAGUUGUUGGAGAGUUUCAAGGUUUUGUAUGCCAUUUCACCAAAAGUACGCCAGAGCAAACGCAAUACUUCUUUGACUUACCUAAUCUUUUAAAAACGGAAGCAGCUGUAGAGGACGAUCCUAAUGAAGAUCCCAUCGAAGAGGAAUCAUCGAUGCAGCUCACUACACCUGAAUCGGACAUAAAUAAAUCAUGGUGGGAACGACUGGAAGACACAAGCCGACCUUUUGUCGUGUACGGAGACAUGGCAGACUUCAAACCGCCGCAACGGCGCGAAACUUUAAAACGAAUCAAAGCCGCCAAAACUGCGCCAAAGAAAUGGAAAGAAUACACCUUCCACGAUAUGUUCAUACAUUCGGACUGUCCGAAUAUGGAUGCUAUCAAAGACGAUUACUUUGACAAACUACCGGACCCGAGCAAAUGGGACUGCAUGUCAGACACCUUCAACCAGAGUACCCGAGGGGAAAGUAAGGCACCCAGCCGAAGAGGCACGGCCACUAGUGUCGAUAUGAGAGGGAAUAUGGGAUCUAUACUGAAGAUUAUCACUGCAUCGGGCCUCAACCACCAACCUGUGACCAAAGCCAAUCUGCUGGGAGCCAGAGACUCCAUGGAGAUAGCAUCUACAACGAAACUGCGCGAAAAACGUCAUUCAGUGGUUGAAAAUGAGAAUAAGAAUAAAGUUUUGAAAGGAUUUAAGAGCGCUGUCUGUGAAGACUCUGACGAAAAUACCUCAGACAGUGACGACCGUAAAGGACAAGCGGCACAGUCAACUACUAAACAAGAAGAGAACGAACCUAGCGUUCCUAUACUUCACAAAAACCACACGGACAGUUUGACUGUGGUCAACAAACAUGUGCCCGAAAGGGACCACAAGAUAAACUACGAAAAGAUCUGUCCAAUGGAAGAAUGCAAGCGGAUGCAUGUAGAUGAAUUCAUGAAGUCUCUCCCGUCUUACAUGCACCAGAACCCUUACACGUAUGUGGAACAAAGCUACGAGAAUUAUGAGGCGUGCACACCAGAGCAGCUAGAGAUCCUCAAGCAGCGUAUAGCAGAGAAGAACAAGAGAGAUAAGGAUAGGGCAGUGCCCGAGAGGGAAGAGAGUGCCACAACGGAGUGGGCAGAUAGUGUCCAGGGAGUGGCGGUGCAGACGUCGGACCUGUCGUAUCUGAAUACGGACCUGCCGCCGUGCACCUGCAGGGAUUCAAUCCCGUCAUCCGAGUCCGGACCUGGGCAGACUUAUAACUUGGAAGACCUGAUCCCAGUGAAGCAGAAUCUGGACCGGAUCACCAAGGAAUGUCUAUUUGACAGCCAAGUACAGUUUGACAGGUUUAAAGUUGUCGGGCAGGAGAGCAGUGCCAGCAUUAAACCAGACUCGCCGAACUUCACGUCUUCAAGACUGCAGGAGAUCAGGAAGAUUCUCAAGAAACAUCCCAGUCUCUGUGAAAUUUUCCAAGCCAAUACUAGAUGUUAAAAGAGUGAAACUACGUUUCCUCUUGAGUGGAAUUGGAGUAGGCUUUAGAGCAGCAAAGAAUUCCGCGCUCGGAAUGCCAAGUUGCUCAGAUUAACAAAGAUUUUUGCGCCCAAAUACCCGUGGUGGUUAGAGCAACAAAGAUUUUAGCUCCCCGAAACCCGUGGUGGUUAUAGCAACAAAGAUUUUAGCGCCCGGAGACCCGUGUUGGUUAAAGCAACAAAGGUUUCUGCGCCCGGAGACCCUUGUUGCUUUAUGAAGUAGACGGAUCAUUGGCAAUCACGGGAUUCUUAAUUUCAUAGCAACGUUUGGGGGAUUACGGAGGGAGAUGUGCAGGACUUGGCCCAUCAUUGCAAGGCAGAGAGCGACAAAAUGUCUUCUCUCUCUUUCACAGAUAGGGAUCAAUACAAUAAAAGAAUUCCCUUCGCUCUAUUCGCUCCGAUUACACUCAAGCUGAUGCGCAGCUUAAGCCGUUUAUGUUCAAGCUUAUUUUAUAGUGUUAAUAUAGGAAGUUGGAGUUUUAGAUGUCCAAUAACUCAAGGCAUUUCAGUUUUGAAGCUUAUCCUUAAGCUUAGCCUAUAAGUAAUCAAUUAUACAGUUUCUUUCAUUGAGAAAUAUUUAGGAU